GCACAUGUCAGUGUGGCAGAUGUAAGUGUGAAAACUCUGAAGGGAAUGGUCUAAUCUAUGGUAAAUUUUGUGAAUGUGAUGACAGAGAAUGCAUAGAUGAUGAGACCGAAGAGAUCUGUACAGGCCAUGGAAAGUGUUACUGUGGAAACUGUUACUGUGAGGCUGGUUGGCAUGGAGAUAAAUGUGAAUUCCAGUGUGACAUCACCCCCUGGGAGAUCAAGAGAAGAUGCACAUCUCCAGAUGGCAAAAUCUGCAGCAAUAGAGGCACAUGCGUGUGUGGUGAAUGCACAUGCCAUGAUGUUGACCCAACUGGUGACUGGGGAGAUAUUCAUGGAGAUACCUGUGAGUGUGAUGAAAGGAACUGCAAAGCUGUCUAUGACAGAUAUUCUGAUGACUUCUGUUCAGGUCAUGGACAAUGUAACUGUGGAAGAUGUGACUGUAAAGGAGGAUGGACUGGAAAAAAGUGUGAACAUCCGCGUUCUUGUCCGUUAUCAGUUGAAGAAAGCACUAAGAAAUGCCAAGGAAACUCUAAUUUACCAUGUUUUGGAAGAG
Messenger RNA from Alligator mississippiensis (American alligator), 552 nucleotides. Its product is annotated as integrin beta-like protein 1. Gene Ontology annotation, biological process: cell-matrix adhesion; cell migration; cell adhesion mediated by integrin. Gene Ontology annotation, cellular component: focal adhesion; cell surface; integrin complex. The annotation marks the transcript as partial. NCBI's taxonomy places the organism in Eukaryota, Metazoa, Chordata, Crocodylia, Alligatoridae. The record is from RefSeq and is a predicted model, not a curated record. Gene Ontology annotation, molecular function: integrin binding. The transcript has 4 exons.